Messenger RNA from Penicillium brevicompactum, 393 nucleotides. RefSeq names its product TOM13-domain-containing protein. Gene Ontology annotation, cellular component: mitochondrial outer membrane. Gene Ontology annotation, biological process: mitochondrial outer membrane translocase complex assembly; protein insertion into mitochondrial outer membrane. The record is from RefSeq and is a predicted model, not a curated record. The transcript is spliced from 2 exons. Lineage: Eukaryota; Fungi; Ascomycota; Eurotiomycetes; Eurotiales; Aspergillaceae. Bases 1 to 393 code for a protein of 130 amino acids.
AUGGCUUCCGACGCCACUUCGGCCUCGCCCGCCGAGCUCUACGACUCUACCAUGACAGUCCCUUCUGACUCGGAGAACUACUCUGCCAACCACGAAAUGUCAUCCUCGACGCACUCAGAUUCAAGCUCCCCAGUUAUUCUCUACAAGCCCCCAAGCAUCUGGGGACUCUUGCGCGGCGCGGCCAUCAACCUUUUCCUCCCUUUCGUCAACGGUUUGAUGCUUGGCUUCGGCGAAUUGUUUGCGCACGAAGCUGCUUUCCGACUUGGCUGGUCCAAUACCAAGAUUUUCCCCAACUACCGCCGGUCCCACCCUGUAGGCCCCGGCGUCGAGAUGCGGGAGCUACCCUCAGAGCGCAGACGGCCUGGACUGAGGGACACCGCCUCCCUGGAAUAA